Messenger RNA from Syngnathus acus (greater pipefish), 2419 nucleotides. Its product is annotated as gamma-aminobutyric acid receptor subunit rho-3-like. Gene Ontology annotation, molecular function: extracellular ligand-gated monoatomic ion channel activity; GABA-A receptor activity; neurotransmitter receptor activity. The transcript has 10 exons. Lineage: Eukaryota; Metazoa; Chordata; Actinopteri; Syngnathiformes; Syngnathidae. Bases 600 to 2030 code for a protein of 476 amino acids. Gene Ontology annotation, cellular component: neuron projection; GABA-A receptor complex; membrane. Gene Ontology annotation, biological process: signal transduction; regulation of membrane potential; chemical synaptic transmission. The record is from RefSeq and is a predicted model, not a curated record.
UUGGAUCAAAAGUUUGCACACCCCUUAACAUGCAAUCAAAUUUGUGUGUUUGGAACUAGGAUUUUCCAGAGGUGUGAGUUUGUUGGGAUUAGCGUGACGACUUGAUAGUUUGAUUGCCGCUUUGAAUUCCUUUGUUGGUCAGAUGCCUCAUUUUUCACGGCGCUGCGAGAAAAUCCUGAUUAGUGCCGAGUUGUGUGUGUGCGUAGGUUCGAGAAAGAUUGCUGUGGCCGAGGAUAAGAGGAUUAGUGUGGAAUUAGUGUCAUUCCUCUAUCGCCGAGAGAAAUGGAUUCAUAUCGAUUUUAAUCAGAGAGAGAAAGAGAGAGAGAAUAAGCCGCAGAUGAAGCAGGCGGCCGGCCGGCCGGCGGGCAGACGGACGAGGACGGCGACGACGACCGACGUGAGCCCAGAAACCUUCUCGGAGAUGAAGGAUGCGGCGGGAAUAACAAGAAGAAGAAAAAGGAAAAGAGCAGCGAUUUUGCGGGAUGCUCGUGGAAGCCUCGGCGACCCUGCGCACCCUCCACAUGAGUGACGCCAGCGUCCACAGUUAGCGAGCCCGACCGGAGCGUGGAAGACGUGGCGGCUGAGGGAGGGGGAGGAAGAUGAAGGUGGUCGGGCUGACCUGGCUGACCUGUUUGACCUGUCUGACCGUGGCCCUCGCCAGCCUGGUCGCCAUGGUGACCGGCGGACGCAACUCCGGCCGCAGGAGGCACAAGGAGGUCUUCCUCGGGGAAAACAGCAAGUUCAAAUUUGGAGGACGUAUUGACUACAAAUUGAAGAGGCAGGACAGCACCAAAACUCUGCUGAUCAAAACUGAACAGCUGCUCAGGAUCGAGGAGCAUGACUUUGCCAUGAGACCUGGCUUUGGAGGAGCGGCCAUCCCCGUGGGCAUCGACGUGCAGGUGGAGAGCAUCGAUAGCAUCUCCGAAGUCAACAUGGACUUCACCAUGACCUUGUACCUGCGCCACUACUGGAAGGAUGAGCGUCUGGCCUUCCCGUCGCAAAACAACCGGAGCAGGACGUUCGACUCACGGCUGGUCAAGAAGAUCUGGGUGCCGGACGUCUUCUUUGCGCACUCCAAGCGGUCCUUCAUCCACGACACCACCAUGGAGAAUAUCAUGCUGCGCGUCUACCCCGACGGGAACAUCCUCUACAGCGUCAGGGUCACCGUCACGUCGCUGUGCUCAAUGGACUUUAGCAGCUUCCCGCUGGACACGCAGAACUGCUCGCUGGAACUGGAGAGCUAUGCGUACAACGAGAACGACCUGAUGCUCUACUGGAAAAACGGCAACGACUCCCUGGGGACCGACGAGAUCGUUUUGUCUCAGUUCUUCAUCGAGCACUUUCACCCCUCCAGCGGCUUGGCCUUCUACAGCAGCACAGGUUGGUACAACCGGCUGUUCAUCAACUUCAUCCUGCGGCGGCACAUCUUCUUCUUCAUGCUGCAGACGUACUUCCCCACCAUGCUGAUGGUGGUCCUGUCCUGGGUGUCCUUCUGGAUCGACCGCCGGGCCGUACCGGCCCGCGUCUCUCUGGGCAUGACCACCGUGCUCACCAUGUCCACCAUCAUCACAGGCGUGUCCUCUUCCAUGCCUCAGGUGUCGUACGUGAAGGCAGUAGACAUCUACCUGUGGACCAGCUUCCUGUUUGUCUUCCUGUCUGUGAUCGAGUACGCCGCCGUGAACUACUGCACCACGCUGGAGGAGAUGAGAAAGAUGAGACGGGGGAAGCUUCCAUCUACAUUCAACGGCAGCCAGGCCAUGGCCUUCGACGGCUGCUUCCACGACGAUGAGAUGGAGUUGACGCCGUUCCCCCGCCCGGCGCAGGGCCCGGUACCCGAGUCCCCGGCCGCCGCCUCGCCGCAGCUGGACCCGCGGCCCUCGGAGGGGACGCGUUUGCGUCGGCAGCGGUCGGUGCGGGAGAACGUGGACCUCCUGGUGAGCAACAGCUACAUGAUCGACUCGUACUCCCGCCUGGCCUUCCCGCUCUCCUACCUCCUCUUCAACACCAUCUACUGGAGCCUCUACUCCUGAGACGGGUGCGUGUCUUGUACGCGCUUGGGCCAGACCCAUUCAUCUGAUGGACGAUUUUAUCGGCUAAUUUUAGCCAUUUUCUAAAUAUUUACAAUCGGCCUGAGUUUUACUGCGUAAACGCAAUAUAUUCUGACUUUAUUAUGAAACAGAAUGAUUGUUUGAGGUCAUCGUUCCUUGGCAAUGAAAGUGAUGUUUUGCUUGGAUCUAUGGCCCAAGUCUAAAGCUAAAUUCAUCAGUUAAUGCUUUUUGACAUGUUUUGUACUUCAAAAAUUUCUCUCUUACUGAAGGGCAAAUUCUUGUAAAAUGGACAUACUGUAUGUUCUGACUAAUUCAUAUCUUUGUUGUAAAAAUUAAUGGAGAAAGGAUAAAUUUACAUUUUACAUAAGUUA